Lathyrus sativus (Indian pea) is the source of this 1323-nucleotide messenger RNA. Lineage: Eukaryota; Viridiplantae; Streptophyta; Magnoliopsida; Fabales; Fabaceae. The record is from the annotation of a GenBank genome assembly.
AUGGAGGGAUUAACGGGGCUUACUCAUCUAUUUGUCACAAUGUUUCUCGCUGGUUUCGGCGGGGUUAUUGUUAUUCCGGCCAUCACCGACGUCACCAUGGCGGCAAUUUGCCCCGGUCAAGACCAAUGCUCUCUGGCAAUUUAUCUCACUGGUUUUCAACAUGCUAUGAUUGGAGUAGGGUCAGUGUUGACAACACCAUUAAUUGGGAAUUUGUCUGACCGGUAUGGCAGAAAAGCUUUGAUCACACUUCCUCUCACAGUAUCUCUCAUUCCUCAAGCUAUAUUGGCAUAUAGCAGGGAUACAAAAUUCUACUAUGCAUACUAUGUGGUCAAAACUCUUGCUGCCAUUGCUGGUGAAGGCAGCUUUCAUUGCCUAGCUCUUGCUUAUGUGGCAGACAAAGUUCCAGUUGGGAAAAGAGCAUCGGCAUUUGGAAUACUUGCUGGUGUUGGAUCUGCGUCUUUUGUUGGUGGAACAUUAGCUGCUAGAUUUCUAUCCACGCCUUUGACAUUUCAGGUUGCUUCAGUGUUCUCAAUGAUUGCAUUGGUGUACAUGAGAAUUUUCCUCAAGGAAAGUGCACCUAUGACUCAACCAUUAUUGAAAGAGGCAGAGGAACCAUGCAUUCAACAGUGUGAGGAUGAUAUGCCACAAAAAACAUUUAAGAAACUACCUUCAAUGGGGGAUGUAAUUUGUUUGCUCAAGUGUAGCCCUACAUUCUCACAAGCAGCAAUUGUUUUGCUCUUCAAUAGUCUCGCAGACGGUGGUUUGAUGGCAGUAUUGCUGUAUUAUUUGAAGGCGCGAUUUCAAUUCAACAAGAAUCAGUUUGCCGAUUUGAUGAUGAUCUCUGGGAUCGGAGCUACUCUAACACAACUAUUUCUCAUGCCGAUAUUAGUACCUGCUGUAGGAGAGGAGAAGUUGCUCUCAACAGGGCUCUUUGUUUCCUGCAUAAAUAUAUUCGUAUACAGUGUAGCAUGGUCGUCAUGGGUUCCUUAUGCUCUAGCAGGUUUUUCUGUUUUAGGCGUUCUCGUGCGACCAACUCUAACAAGCAUUGCAUCGAAACAAGUUGGACCAAAUGAACAGGGAAUGGUUCAAGGAUGUCUCUCAGGAAUCACUUCCAUCGCCAACAUCAUUUCUCCGUUAAUUUUCAGUCCACUGACAGCCAUGUUUCUGUCAGAAGACGCACCAUUUAAUUUUCCUGGAUUCAGCCUAAUGUGCCUUGGGCUAAUACUGAUGACAGCAUUUUUUCUUAGUCUUAUGAUUCGCGCUGCGCCCCUUAUUGUUGGUGACAUAGUUAGUAGUAACCGUUGCACAGACACCUUGGUCUGA